UUGGGGCGGGUGGGUGGUUGGCGUCGCGGCGCGCACCGAUUUGCGCCCGGGCCGCCGUUUCGCACAGUGCAGCUGGAGCGUCGCUGGCUGUCGGGCCGUCGCGUCGCUUCCCAUUGUCACGGUUUGAGGUUAGGAAGCAGUCUGAUGAUGGACUCAACUGGUGCGCGAGGCAGUAGACGGAGAAUGUGAUGUUGCCGCUGGGCAUGCUGCUGAGCUGCGUGUUUGUCGGCAACGGCGCGCUGGAGGGCGGGGGCGUGGCCAGUGCGCAGGAUUUGGACCAAUACGCCGUCACCUGUUACAUCUGCGUCAACGUGUCCGAUAACGUCAUCUGCAACCAGUUUGCCAUUGACCGGCCCUGCCAACCAGGCGAAACGUUUUGCCACACGCUGCACAUCAUGGACGCCAGAGGGGGUAGCGUCCUGGUGAAUAAAAAGUGCACUGGUGACCACGAGUGCCAACGCAACCGCGUGGGAUGCGUGAAAAUCGACGCGCAGACGAUGUGCAUCUCUUGCUGCGACCGGAACUACUGCAACGCGCACGUGCCAGUCAACAGCUCCACGGCCGUCUUCGACGACCAGAUCAGCCGGAUGCGCAUGAACGCCAAGAACCUGUUCAGGGAGCGGGGGAAGGCCCUGACGACCACGGUGCGCCAGUCCCGAGGGGCGUGGCCUAGGGGGCGGGGCCUGUGGCUUCCGGUCGCCGCCCUCUGGUGGGCGUUUCGCUAGUGCGUC
Messenger RNA from Dendroctonus ponderosae (mountain pine beetle), 731 nucleotides. RefSeq names its product ly6/PLAUR domain-containing protein 6B. The transcript is spliced from 3 exons. The record is from RefSeq and is a predicted model, not a curated record. Lineage: Eukaryota; Metazoa; Arthropoda; Insecta; Coleoptera; Curculionidae. Gene Ontology annotation, molecular function: acetylcholine receptor regulator activity. The coding region runs from base 189 to 725 and encodes 178 amino acids.